AUGGGCGGUGUCAAUUACAGCAACUGUGCCCUAUCUUUUGAUUUGGAGAAAAGCGGCAGAAUGCGUCUUUUACUCAUUGGGCAUAGAUGCCGGUCCUCUGAUAUCAAUGACCAACUUACUUCUCCUUCAACGUACAUUGCAUUCACAGUGUAUCCCGGUGUGACUUAUUAUUUGGAGUGGGGCUUCAUAUGGGCUGUUCUUUUUUACACAGUUUUGACUCUUUCUUUUGCUUCAAUUUAUGUAUUUGAUCCAUUAUUCACAAUUCAGUUAAUUUCACUAUGUAUUUUCUGUUGUCUUUGUGGCAUCCCCUUUUGUACUCGCGGCGGGAUAUAUAUUUUUCAUGCAAUCGAAAAUCUUAAUUCAAACUGGAAUUCAUUUUCUUUAUCGCUUGUACAAGUACUUGUUGUUUGCCAUGUUUAUGGUGUAGACAAUUUCCUCGAAGACAUUGGUGAAAUGUUGCGUGCAGAAAAACCGCCACGUCCUGUUCUUAUUACGGGCAUAAGCCGAGAACAGUUUCUUUGGCAUAGAUUUUGUUACUUCUUUGGUCCAUGCGGUGGAUAUAUCAAAUGGAUGUGGAGUUUAUUUGCACCCAUUGUCCUCAUACUUUUGUUAUUUGCAUCCAUCUUGAGUUACGAGAGGGUACGCUUUAAUAACGUAGAAUUGCCAUUUGUUUUUGAAAUGAUCGCUUGGAUUACGAUGAUUGGACCUCUACUAAUUGUCCCAGGAGCAGCAAUUUGGAAUAUCAUCGAGGCAUUUCGAAAUGAUCGGCCAAUAAAAGAUGUUUUUGGCACUAACAAUUGGCGGCACAAAGAGGAAGAGAAUAAGCAACCUAAGCAUCAGGACGAAGGCAGACAACAUCUUUAUUCAUAUAUCGAUCCACUUUCUCGAGGAGCCUCAGCCAAAUCUAAUAAAAACAUUUCCAAUUUUUCUUCAUCUUGGAAAAAAGAGCAUGAUGAUGAGAGAUAUGCACGAGUAACGCAGCAGCUGCGCCAAUGGACUAGACAAGCUGGCAAGAGCACAAGUGAAAGCAAUUUAAGUGAGGAUUUUAUUAUUAGAAAUAUAUUUGACGCAAAAGCAAUGUAA
Meloidogyne enterolobii is the source of this 1083-nucleotide messenger RNA. NCBI's taxonomy places the organism in Eukaryota, Metazoa, Nematoda, Chromadorea, Rhabditida, Meloidogynidae. The record is from the annotation of a GenBank genome assembly.